Mytilus californianus (California mussel) is the source of this 770-nucleotide messenger RNA. RefSeq names its product ficolin-2-like. The record is from RefSeq and is a predicted model, not a curated record. The transcript has 4 exons. Bases 102 to 638 code for a protein of 178 amino acids. Lineage: Eukaryota; Metazoa; Mollusca; Bivalvia; Mytilida; Mytilidae.
AAAGACCAACUGACUGUGGUAACCUGGACAAAUCAACUUCCAAAAGUGGGAUUUAUAAGAUCUUCCCGGAAAAAAUUUCUUGUUUCAAGGCUUUCUGUGAAAUGGAGAAACAUGGCGGGGGCUGGACUGUUUUUCAACGUAGAAUGAACGGAAAGACAACAUUCUAUAGAGACUGGAACUCUUAUAAGCAAGGAUUUGGUAACCCGAGUAAAGAAUUUUGGUUGGGUAAUGACCAUCUGCAUCAGCUUACCUCUCAAGGAAACUACAGCAUGAGGAUUGAUAUGGAAGACUUUGAAAACAACCAAAGGUAUGCGCUGUAUGACAUCUUCAGCGUUGGUAGUGAAAGUUCUGGUUAUAUUUUGAGUGUCAGUGAUUAUUCUGGUGAUGCAGGAGAUUCGAUGACUUAUCAGAACGGACAGAAAUUCUCAACAAAAGAUAAGGAUAACGACAAAUGGGACGAGGAAUGUGCAGUGGAGUUAAAGGGUGCUUGGUGGUAUAAUAUAUGUCACUAUAGCAACCUCAAUGGCCUCUAUCUGAAAGGACACCAUGAUUCAUUUGCUGAUGGGGUCAAUUGGAAAACCUGGAAGGGUUAUAACUACUCACUAAAAGAAACAAUCAUGAUGAUCCGCAAAGUCUAGAUAGAUGAAUCAAAUGUGACGUCACUUUUUUUGCGUUGGUCUCUUUGGCUAACUCGGUUGUGAAUUUUUAUGUGCUGGUUCAUGUUGUUUUAUGUAUCCGUUUUUAUUCUGUAAUUAGUCACCACUUCGGUG